AUGCCGGAUCCAUGGCGCCAAUUACGUUCCCUCGUUUUCCUCAACGAUGAAGAGAUGGGAAAGAAGGACGACGACCACCCCCGCGGCACCGGCAGCGUAAACCCCAUGUUACUGCGAAAUCGAAACCCUCAGUGGCAACCUGCCGCCAAGAUGCCUUCUCGCCGCCUCUUCCGACGACUCGCCUACCUCUUCCUCAUCGCCGCAGGCCUCUGGUACCUCCUAGGCGACGUCUCCUUUGGCUUCGGCGAACGACCUCCGAACUACAUUUACCCGUACACCGAAGGCCCCCGAGACUACCUCUCCUCCCCGACCCGCGAUGGCCCAUCUCGACAAAGCGGCCGCCGCAAGGCCAAACCCGGCACCCAUAUGCCAGCGAUUGCCGAGCAUGAUUACAACGGCCCUGUCAAGUUCCACCGGUUGGCGAACUCGCUUCACGCCAUUGCCGCGACGAAAGGAGCGCAGGCGGUCAACCAGAACAUCCUUUUCGCCGCGUCAAGCCUACACAGCGCGUCCGCCCUGCUACCAUUCGCUUGUCAGAUGGGUACAGAGUUGCGGAGCUAUGUGCACUUCGCCGUGAUGGGCAGGAGCGAAAUCGAGCUUGACGAGAUUAAGAAACUCAACGGCAUAGACGACACUUGCUAUAUUAUUUGGCACGAUGCCCGCGCCGACUUCUCCUCCCUCUCGACCGAUGCCCGCCUCGAGCUCUCCACCGUUCGAGCGCUACGACACAUGAACACCUUUAUGCAUCCUCAAGCCAUCCUAAUUGACGGCUCAGAGGACGAGCUCAUCCCAUUCUUGAAAGGCAUACGGCAGGAGGCAAAACAGCUCAAAAUCCCUCUCAUCGAGCUUCCUUCGGACGCCUCGAAGCACCUCUCGUGGUUGUCGAAGCUGGACAGUGCCUCUCUUGCAGCUUGGAACCAGAUCAGCGUCGAUAUUUUAAUUCAGGCCCCGGCCAGUGGCUCCGGUAGCCUGCUGCGGCUGCUCAAGUCGCUAAGCGAGGCCGACUUUACCGCCUUUACGAUCCCCCAUCUCACCGUUGAGCUUCCACAGGACAUUGAGCCCGCGACCGCCAAGUUCCUUGAAACUUUCCACUGGCCCCCGCCUCAUGUAGCGAACCCGGGGCGCGUACAGAUGCUCUCGCUGAGACAUAGGAUUCCUCGGCAGCGAAUGACGGAGGAGGAGAGUUCUAUUCGUUUUCUGGAGUCGUUCUGGCCAACGACGCCCAGGUUUUCUCACAUUCUUGUUCUUUCACCGCAGGCGGAGUUAGGACCUGGGUUCUUUCAUUAUCUCAAAUAUUCGCUGCUAGAGUACCGCUACUCCCGGUAUUCCACAUUGCAGAAAUGGGACCAACGGCUUCUGGGGAUCAGCAUGACUUCCCCAUCAGUCUACCUCAACGGCAAGAAGAAAUUUGAAGAGCCGAUCACGGACGGCCCAGAAGACAUGGGCACGUCAUACAUGUGGCAGGCGCCCAAUAGCAACGCAAUGCUCAUUUUUGGAGACAGGUGGAUCGAGCUGCAUGGUCUCGUGUCCGGGGUCGAUGCGAUCAAACAUGCGCGCGGCGCCGAGACGUUGCCGGAAGUAAUCACGACGAAGGAAGUGAGCAAGAUGUUCCCAUCUUGGCUGGAGCAUGUUUUGCGUCUGUCCAGGCUGCGGGGCUACUUUACCCUGUACCCCAGCGCGGAGACGGCAGCGACCGUCGCAAGGGUGCAUGACGAACUUUACCAAGCUCCCGAGGAGUACUCGAAAGAGGACACGGAGAGGAAAAAUAUGAGGGCAAGCCUUUCCGAGUCAAUACACAUAUCGGAGUCACUGGUCCGCACGCUGGACACCCUCCCGAACAACGGUACCCUCACACCUUGCAAAGACCUCCCGCUGCUAGGAUGGGAAGGCGAAAGCACAGGCCUGCGGGACGUGUACCAAAAGGCCGUCGAGUACAUGUUCGUUUGGCGGGAACUCGUGGGUGGAUGUAGCCGGGAAGAGUCUCGGCGGGACCAUAUUGACGGGUCCGCAAAGGAUCUAUUUUGCACGCCUGAUGGCAAGCUAAAGGGCUAA
Messenger RNA from Colletotrichum truncatum, 2052 nucleotides. RefSeq lists its product as uncharacterized. The record is from RefSeq and is a predicted model, not a curated record. NCBI's taxonomy places the organism in Eukaryota, Fungi, Ascomycota, Sordariomycetes, Glomerellales, Glomerellaceae.